AUGAAACGUUUGUUUUACUUCCUUCUUGCCUUAACCUCUGUUUUGGCCACGACAGCAAACGCAGGGGGACCAGUUGUCGACAUUGAAGGUAAUACCAUAUUCGACGGCAGUUACUAUGUUAUCCCCGUCCUCUUCGGCGCUGAUGGUGGUGGCCUGACUCUCACCCCCCUCGGUAACAAGCAGUGUCCCCUAUAUAUCGGGCAAGAACCUUCAGAUUCCAACAUGGGCAUUCCGGUAAGAUUCUCAAACUGGAAGUCUAGAGUUGGGUUUGUUCCUGAAUCCGAAAACCUCAACAUCGAGAUGGAUGUCAAAGCUACGAUCUGCGUCCAGUCAACAUACUGGUGGGUCGCUGCAUCCCGCAUGCCCGUUGUGAAGUCUUUAAUAGUGGCUGGUCCUAAGCCAGAACCUGAAAAAGAUUCAUCGAAGAGUUUCUUCCAGAUCAAGAAAAAUAGCGGUUUUCUUAAUGGCUAUAAUAUCGUGUUUUGUCCUAACGGUAAUGAUUGCAUCGAUGUCGGGGUAGUUGUGGACAAAUAUGGCGUUAGGCGUUUCACUUUAAGCUCUACGCCAUUCCCAGUUAUGUUCCUGAACUCUAAUGAGACAGAGACUUCGUCCAAGACUAUGUCUACUAUCUGA
Eruca vesicaria subsp. sativa (arugula) is the source of this 633-nucleotide messenger RNA. The record is from the annotation of a GenBank genome assembly. Lineage: Eukaryota; Viridiplantae; Streptophyta; Magnoliopsida; Brassicales; Brassicaceae.